AAUGAAUUAACAGCAAGAAGAAGUAGAAAUUUAUGAUGUCCACAAUUCUGAUAGAAAUUCGGAACAAAUUAGUAAAUCCCUUUUUUCCACUGUAUUUGCUAUAAUUUACAACUUCAGUUGGGGAGCGCUGUUUCUUAUUUUUCGACAUUAUAGUAAUUAGUUUUUGGUUUUAAUUAAGAGAUAAUGCUGAUUGCUAGUUGAUAGAUAAAUGGUCGUUUUACACAGAGAUUGUAUUUUUUGCUAUUGCUGCUUACAAAUUGUAUUUUAUAUACUAAUGUUAGAUUUAUCGAAUUACCGAUUUAAUAUAAGACAAAUGAAUAAUGGAAAAAUUAAUUGUUUGAUAUUGCAGACUAUUUAGAACUGUUUCUUAGCAUAGUUAUUCUUAUUGGAUUGACUGUAAAGAAAUUAAUAAUUUUGUUACUAGUAUGCUUAUCUCUAAAAUGAAGAAUGUUAUCAUCUUAGAAAGUUCGUCUUAGGAUAUUUGUUUAUCACAUACUUAAUACUAAUGAUAUGGUUGAUUUCAUUCAUAUUUAUUCAUUGCAGUAGAGAAGAAUUUAAUCGUAAUUCAUGA
Paramecium sonneborni is the source of this 571-nucleotide messenger RNA. Lineage: Eukaryota; Ciliophora; Oligohymenophorea; Peniculida; Parameciidae. The record is from the annotation of a GenBank genome assembly.